AUGUUGUCCAGAACAACACUCGCCGCCUUUAUGGCAGCAGGUGCUGCUACACUGGCGCUCGCUCAAACCAACAUCACCGCUGAUGUCUGCGCUGACCCCUCCACCUUUACCAGCUGCACAGCGAAAGCAGAUGCGGACGCCAAGGCAUGCAUGAAUGUUUGCAACGGAAACAAGCUCUGCGUUCUGAGCUGCGGAUGCGCCAUGUACCAGGCUUACAUGAACUGCGUCGGCGAGUCGUGCUGGAAUCAGGCGUACUCGUGCGAAUACGGCAAACUGGUCGCAACGUACUUUGCCGAAUGUCCCAUAGCCUCCGAACCGGUCCCUUUUUGGCCUGCGCCCGAUAACGCUCCCGGCGGCUGCUCGUGUAACCUCGGCAAGGUGCUGCAGGCGACACUGAAUGCACAGAAGGAGAACAAUGCAUGCUUGACUAACAAGACGACAACAAACAUCAUUGAACUGAGCAAGAAGUAUACUGCAUGUGGGUGCUGCGAGGUCAGCGCCGGGUUGUCAGCGAUGUACGAGACCUGCCCCGACACCAUUCCCGCCGACAUGGGCGCAGACCUCUGGCUUCAAGUGUCUACCAUAUACGGCUCCGUCGUCCACUGGGGCUCGUGCGGCAGUGCGAUGGAUGCAUAUGACUGUGGAAAGCUGGGCUUUGCACCGAACUCGAGCACGUUCUACAAGCCGGACAACCUGCCCCCGAACGGUACGCAAACGCUGUAUAAUACUGGCGCGGCGAAUGCGCUUACUGCCCCGCCGAGCGGAUCGGUUUUCACCUGGUCACAGUCCAGCGUCACGUACACCGUGACGGCGUCGCCGUGGAAGAAUAACCAGGUCAAGGCGACUGGGACCGGUAAUGCAGGGACUGCUGGGGCGACUGGUGCUGCUGCGACCGGGUCCGCGAAGAGUGGAGCGACUGCGUCGAGGCAGCUGUCGCUGGGGAAUCCCGCUGUCUGGAUCCCGGCCAUCGCUGCGGUUGCUAAACUUGUGCUUGGUCAAUAG
Molecule: messenger RNA, 1002 nt
Organism: Aspergillus pseudoviridinutans
Lineage: Eukaryota; Fungi; Ascomycota; Eurotiomycetes; Eurotiales; Aspergillaceae
Exons: 3
Coding region: 1-1002 (333 amino acids)
Source: RefSeq, a predicted model, not a curated record